AUCAGCAUAAUGAAAUAGCUGGAAAAUCAAAGUUUUUAGUUAAUGCUGUAGGAAUAAUUAGCUCCCGACAUCAAGAUACCAAUAUUUUCAUCCACAUCACUGCUUUUUAUCCAAAAGAUAUGACUCAAGAUGCCGACUUAGAAAGAUUUAAGAAAGGAGAUAUUAUCCAAGUUCAAGGUAGAUUUUCGAUAACCGAAAUAGAAGUUGAUGAUAGUAAGGUUAAACUUAUUAAGGUUAUAGCAUCCAAUAUAUGCGUACUCGGUCUCGAUGAAGAAGAUCUUCCAAGAUCUUCAAUAUCUGUUACGCUAGUCGAUAUAGUAUCAGAUAAUCCAGAAAUUAGUGAUGACAAAAUUACCUUAAAUAUCACCGCCAGAGAAUAUCUUAAUGAUCAGCUUAAUGGCUCUCUUUUGUUUAAUUUAUAUCACUUUUCGAAAGAAGCUCACUUGCUUUCAAUUUCUACAAAAGCUUCGCGUGAAUCAUCCUCCUCACUAUCGUAUAAACCUUCUAAUUAUGUUUGGGAAAAAAAACAUACAAAUGAACAACCUUCUUCAUCA
Molecule: messenger RNA, 554 nt
Organism: Funneliformis caledonium
Lineage: Eukaryota; Fungi; Glomeromycota; Glomeromycetes; Glomerales; Glomeraceae
Source: the annotation of a GenBank genome assembly